Molecule: messenger RNA, 2425 nt
Organism: Punica granatum (pomegranate)
Lineage: Eukaryota; Viridiplantae; Streptophyta; Magnoliopsida; Myrtales; Lythraceae
Source: RefSeq, a predicted model, not a curated record
UUAAGGCUUCUUUCUUCCCCCAUUCCCAUUUGUGUAAAACCUCAAGUCUUCUCCUCUCUCUUUUUUCUCUCUCCCUCUCUUCGUCACUCAAACCUCACCUUUUAACCGGUUUCUUUGUGUCUCAUCAGCAUCAGAUCCACCCCCACCCCACCUUCUCUCUUUGAAGAAGCAAGUAGACACCUUCAACUGAGCCGAGCUGAGUGAGUGAGCGAGUGAUUGAGUCCGCAGCAGCUCCAUCCAUCUUCCGAGAGAAGAUCCAGCCCCGUCACAUCACAUGUUACUCUUCUGAUCAGAUCCGACCUUCCAUUCCAAUGGGCCACCUCAACCUCCCUCCCUCCAAGCGCGGCCCCCGCCAGUGGCGCCUCCUCGACCUCGUCACCGCCUUCCUCUUCGCCAUCGUCCUCCUCUUCUUCCUCCUCAUCUUCACCCCCCUCGGCGACUCCCUCGCCGCCUCCGGCCGCCAGUCCCUCCUCCUCUCCUCCCGCGACCACUCCCGCCUCGUCCUCGCUGUCGAGUCCGGCAAGCUCCACCCCGCCCACAUUCAAUCCUGCCCCGCUCACUUCGUUCACCACUUGCCCUGCCUCGAUUCCCGCCGCAACACCCGGGAGCGCCGCUGCCCCCCGCCUGAGGAAUCCCCCCUCUGCCUGAUUCCCCCGUCGGACGCUUACAAGAUUCCGGUCCCGUGGCCGGAGAGCUUGGAUAAGGUAUGGCGCAGCAAUAUGCCGCACGAUCAGAUUGCAGAUAGGAAAGGAAAUCUGGGAUGGAUGAAAGAAGAAGGUCCUUACGUUACAUUCCCUGAUGAUGAUGGUACAAUGUUUCCUCAUGGUGCUCGACACUACAUCGACAAGCUCAAACAGUAUAUUCCGAUCACCGGUGGAUCUUUGAGGACUGCCCUUGACAUGGGAUGCGGGGCAGCUAGUUUUGGUGGGUCUUUGCUGGCUGAAGGCAUUUUGACGAUGUCACUUCCUCCAAGAGAUUCCCAUGACUCGCGGAUACAGUUUGCGCUCGAGAGAGGGAUACCGGCAUUUUUUGCCAUGCUUGGCACACAAAGGCUCCCAUUUCCUGCCUUUGCCUUUGAUUUCGUCCAUUGUUCUCAAUGCUCAAUCCCGUUUACUGCCCAUAAUGCCACGUACUUCAUUGAAGUGGAUCGGUUGCUUCGCCCGGGAGGUUACCUAGUGAUCUCUGGCCCUCCGGUGCAGUGGCCUAAACAGGACAAGGAGUGGGCAGACCUCCAGGCCGUGGCAAGAGCUUUGUGUUAUGACCUCAUUGCUGUUGAUGGGAACACUGUCAUCUGGAAGAAGCCUGCUGGAGAUUCAUGUUUUCCCAAUCAAAAUGAAUUUGGGCUUGAGCUAUGUGAUGAAUCAGAUGAUCCAAGUAGUGCAUGGUACUUCAAGUUGAAAAAGUGUUUAGCAAGUGCAAAUUCUGUCAAAGGAGAAUGUGCAGUUGGGUCUAUCAAAAAAUGGCCGGAGAGACUUAAAGAAGCUCCUGCUAGGGCUGCACUGCUGAAAAAUGGGAUCGAUCUCUUUGGGGCUGACACUCGGCGAUGGGCGAGGAGGAUUGCUUAUUAUAAGGCAUCAUUAAACUUGAAGCUCGGAACUCCUGCUGUCCGCAAUGUCAUGGACAUGAAUGCCCUUUUUGGGGGCUUUGCAGCAGCACUUUCCUCCGACCCUGUGUGGGUAAUGAAUGUAGUUCCAGCUCGCAAGCCAUUAACAUUGGAUGUAAUUUACGACAGAGGACUGAUUGGGGUAUACCAUGACUGGUGUGAACCUUUCUCUAUGUAUCCCCGUAUUUACGAUUUUAUUCAUGUCGCUAGCAUUGAAGCAUUAACUAAGAAUCCAGGUUCAGGCAAGAAUAGAUGUAGCCUUGUGGAUCUGAUGGUGGAAAUGGAUCGAAUGUUGCGUCCGGAAGGGACUGUUGUUAUUCGAGAUUCACCCGAAGUUAUUGACAGAAUAGAUCGGAUAGCUCACGCGGUGAGAUGGACAACCAGUAUACACAGGCAGGAGCCAAAAUCGCAUGGAAGAGAGAAGAUACUUGUUGCAACCAAAACUUUCUGGAAGCUAUCUUCGCCAUCAAAAUGAUCGCGAAGGAGCAUACUCUCCCUGUAAUUUUAGGAAACUAGAAAGUGGAUGAACGAGAAGUAUUAUAGGAGAGCUGCUCAAGCCGAGUUGUGCUGUUAUAGUUGUUGGUUUUCCAGAUUAGCUCCAUCUGGUAAAAGCUGUUGUUGAUAAUCGAGAGUAUGUAAGUCGGGGUUGAAGCUUUUGAAGGACCCCCAAGGGCCGCAACAUGUACGAAAGCAAGAAGAGCAGAUCAUUCGACAAUAUCUUUUGAUGUCAGCGAGAUAGAAUCACUAUAUCGGCAUAUGACCAGAGCUUUGUAUGUUUUGAAUAGAAUUUUAAUCUACCUCAGAUGAUGUUUGAUAAAUCAA